AUGGAUUUGAACAUACAACCUGAUACGGACUUGCGAGACAAAAUUGAAAACUGUUUGAAUGCAAAUACUGCAGAAAUUUUAAGACUGUUCAAUCAACAUAAUUCAAACUAUUUGAAAACCAAAGAAAAAAUUAUAAGGCCUAAUAAUGUAUCAUAUAUCAGUAAAUUUGAUUCGAUAGUUAUUCAAUUAAUUUCGGUGAUAAGCCCGAAAUUUAAUUUAUCCAAUAAUGAUGUAAUUAAUUUAAAAUUAUGUAAUAAUUUAAGAAAUUAUAAUAAUUAUAUUGUUCGUAUGGAUAAUAUAUUUGUGGUAGAUUGUACACAGAGUUCUAAUAUAAAUAAUUCUGAAGGUGACAAAUUAUUAUCUUGUCAUCUUCAAAAUGAUUACCAAACUACUACAUCUACCAUAGCAAUAUUAGAUGACCAAAUAGUACUCUUCAAUAAUGAUAUGGAACUUUCUGUAAUUGCGUCAAAACAACUGCAGGCCAAUACACUAAAAGUGAUUUCCGAAUUUAAAGCACCUAUUUUAUAUAAAUUAAAAUUUAGUUAUAAUGAACAUAAUACAAUUGAAAAUAUCACAGUCCACAUAGAAGAUGACAUUUGGCUUUCUUACCAAGUUCAAAAUACUUUAGUGAGAACAUUUGUUAGUAUGGAUUAUCGUGAAAUUAACGAGGUUCAAAAAAUUUUCCCCGGAUACUGCUGGAAUUUAUUCAUCUCUCUAAAAAUUAUUUUGGGCAAAGAAUUGGAUGAGAAAAUAGGCUUGACCAAUGUGAGUGAUCUCACCAGGAUUUUCAUACCGCAUAUAUGGCUGUCCGAUAUUGGGAUAAAUGAUUAUUUUAAAUUAAUAGAAGCUAGAUCGCCUGAUGAUGUUCAAGUAUUUGAUACCUAUUUAUACCAAUGUCAUAGUACCAGAAUACUCUCAAAUUUGUUUAGACUAAGUCAUAGAUAUAAUUCCGUUUUUUUAUAUAAAAAGUUAUUAUUUCCAAUUAAUUUGAAAGAAAGCCAUUGGAUAUUCUAUUUUAUAAAUUUAGAAACUAAGGAGAUAAUUUUAUUUGAUAGUUUUAACAUCCAGACACACCCAGAAUAUGAGUUAUCUAUAAUUUUACAAUAUUUAGAUAUUCAAUGUCUUUUAUGGAACGGUAUAAGAUUAGAUAUUAAAGAAUAUACUUUCAGAUGUGGCCAAUCACCCAUACAGAGUCAAAAUAAUACAACAGAUUGUGGGGUGUUUGUAUGUGCGACUGCAGAGGCUCUCACACGAGAUGCACCCCUCGACUAUACCGAAAAUGAUAUCUUAUUAUUAAGGCAAAGAAUAGCAUACGAGUUAAUUAUAGGAAAACUCUUAUUUUAG
Cinara cedri is the source of this 1344-nucleotide messenger RNA. The record is from the annotation of a GenBank genome assembly. Lineage: Eukaryota; Metazoa; Arthropoda; Insecta; Hemiptera; Aphididae.